Molecule: messenger RNA, 337 nt
Organism: Cuculus canorus (common cuckoo)
Lineage: Eukaryota; Metazoa; Chordata; Aves; Cuculiformes; Cuculidae
Gene: SERF2
Product: small EDRK-rich factor 2
Exons: 3
Coding region: 58-237 (59 amino acids)
Source: RefSeq, a predicted model, not a curated record
CCGGGGGGGGCAGUGCGGGACGUGGCGGCGGAGCGGAGGGUGGGAGGUAGCGGCGCCAUGACCCGCGGGAACCAGCGCGAACUGGCGCGGCAGAAGAACCUGAAGAAACAAAGCGACUCGGGCAAGGGCAAGCGACGGGACGACGGGCUCUCGGCCGCCGCCCGCAAGCAGAGGGACUCGGAGAUCAUGCAGCAGAAGCAGAAGAAGGCGGACGAGAAGAAGGAGAGCGCCAAGUAACCGGGACCGGUGGGAUGCGCAGCGCAGCUCUGGAGACGGGGCCCUCGGCGGCACCCGGUGCGAGCCCCGGGGACGGCUCCUAUUAAAGUAGCUCAUGGAG